Molecule: messenger RNA, 763 nt
Organism: Electrophorus electricus (electric eel)
Lineage: Eukaryota; Metazoa; Chordata; Actinopteri; Gymnotiformes; Gymnotidae
Gene: fcf1
Product: FCF1 rRNA-processing protein
Cellular component (GO): small-subunit processome
Source: RefSeq, a predicted model, not a curated record
CGACUGAUGACGUAUAUGGUUAAAUUGAUUCCGUCGCUGCACGAGGGGCUGCUAAAUAGUGAUUGAUCCUUGCAUUUUUGAAAUGGGGAAACAGAAGAAGCAGAAAUAUGCUGCUAUGAAAAGAAUGAUCAGUUUAAAGGAUCAAAGAUUAAAGGAGAAGGAUCGAGCAAAAACAGAAAAAAAGAAGAAAGAAGAUCCUUCAGCCAUUAAGGAACAAGAAGUGCCAAAGUAUCCAUCAUGUCUGUUCUUCCAGUACAACACUCAGCUUGGUCCUCCCUAUCACAUCCUUGUGGAUACAAACUUCAUCAACUUUUCAAUAAAGGCAAAGCUUGAUGUAGUCCAAUCAAUGAUGGACUGCCUGUAUGCUAAAUGUAUUCCUUGCAUCACAGACUGUGUCAUGGCUGAGCUUGAGAAAUUAGGAAUGAAAUACAGAGUUGCCUUGAGAAUAGCCAAGGAUCCUCGCUUCGACCGCAUGCCAUGCUCACAUAAAGGAACAUAUGCUGAUGACUGCUUAGUGCAAAGGGUGACUCAGCACAAGUGUUACAUUGUAGCUACAGUGGAUAGAGACCUAAAGAGGAGAAUUCGAAAGAUCCCAGGAGUCCCAAUCAUGUACAUCUCUAAUCACAGGUAUAACAUCGAACGGAUGCCAGAUGAUUAUGGUGCACCCAGGUUAUAGGGUGCUAGCAAGGGUUUUGUUUUGUUUUUUGUUUUAUUUUUUUCAUACUUUAUAUCACCCACAUGUAUAUUAAAGUGUUUGCACAUU